Messenger RNA from Drosophila obscura, 1696 nucleotides. RefSeq names its product inositol polyphosphate-5-phosphatase A (gene 5PtaseI). Lineage: Eukaryota; Metazoa; Arthropoda; Insecta; Diptera; Drosophilidae. Gene Ontology annotation, biological process: phosphatidylinositol dephosphorylation. The coding region runs from base 119 to 1546 and encodes 475 amino acids. Gene Ontology annotation, molecular function: inositol-polyphosphate 5-phosphatase activity. The record is from RefSeq and is a predicted model, not a curated record. The transcript is spliced from 9 exons.
AAUUCAAAGAACAUCCCAAUACUUAUUACUAUUUGUGUGUUCAAUAUACAUAUGGGGAAUAUUGCAAUUAUACAUAUUUUUUAAAAGGGUAAUCGGAAAAACUGAUACUUUAAAGAAAAUGGAUGUACCUUCCAAAGUAUUACUUGUAACAGCUAACGUUGGUAGUUUGUUUGAAGAUCCAGAAGGACUUCUUCAGACAUGGCUUCAUGAAUUUCUUUCCAAGGUGUCGUAUAUUCAACCAAAAUUUUUAGCUUUGCACCUUCAAGAAGUCGGAGGAAAAACUUACGAAAAAUCAAUGGAACACGUGCAAGAAUUUAUCAGAUGCUUGUGUGAUGCCAGUGUAAUGGCAACUUAUAACUCCAUUCAUGCAUAUAUGGAUGAAGAUUUUAAGUCAGCUGAACACUUUACGGCCCUUGGAAGUCUCUACUUCGUUCACGAAGACAUAGUGUCUUUGAAAAUAUGGAAUUUUAUAACUCACAACUGGGAAGAAAAAAUUCAAGAAGUUAAAGAUAAACGCAUAUAUUGCGGUAAUAUUGAAGCUAUUGCAACAAAGGAAAAGUCUAAAUUUCCGCAGAACUAUUUUCCGGAAUGUAAAUGGUCUCGGAAAGGUUUUAUGCGCACACGUUGGGAAAUUAAUGGCACAGUGAUCGAUCUAGUCAAUAUCCACUUAUUUCAUGAUGCGUCAAAUUUGGCUGCAUGUGAAAAUUUUCCAUCAGUAUAUUGUAAAACAAGGAGAAGAGCAUUAGUUCAUACGAUUGAAAGAUUUAAUUCGGAUGAACAGAAUGGAUCAGUACCAUACUUUCUAUUUGGGGAUUUCAAUUUUAGAUGCGAUACUGAAGGCGUCGUAAGAGAACUAACCAAAAACCUUAAUGCCUAUCGCGUUGAAAAUAACAAAAAUGAAAACAAUAAAGUUCAUUAUCGCAAUUCAAAUGGAGACACCGUACUUACUAUAGGAAAGAAGGAAUUUAUUCAUGUCGAUCAUCAAUUGAAGUUUAAGGAAGAUUGGCUCAAGAAAUAUGACAGAGAAUUGGAGCCACUUAAGGACAUUCUAAACGAAUAUCCGAUCAAUUUUGUUCCUACUUAUCCUUUUGAAGAGGACCCACAAAUGCCUAUGGAUUAUAUGUCAACUCGUUGUCCUGCGUGGUGUGAUCGUAUUUUAAUGAGUCCCCAAGUUAAGGAAAUUAUCCAAAUUGAUGAAUGGAAAUAUGGCAUGAUUGGUGAAUCUGCAUGCAUGGGAGAUCAUAAGCCCAUUUACUUAAGUGUCCGUCUUAAGCCAAACAAAGGCUCAGCUUAUAACCCUCAUCUUCUGGAAUCCUUGAAGGUUUUAGAGCAUCCACCCUUGAAUGAUGAUAGUCUUUGGAUGGAACAAUCAAACUGUUCUUCGAACAGUUUGGCUGCCAAGUCGCAUUAUAUUCGUAUGAAGCCCGUCUCUACCAGUCCGAGUAAAAAUGUGAAAGACAACAACGGUAUUCUUUCUUGCAAAAAUGAAGAUUGCACCAGUCUUGACAAUGAUAAUCUACUGCUACUAAAGGAAACCACUGUUUAAAAAAAUUACGUCAAGAUUUGUGUAGAAUGGUCCAAUUACUUGUACCUUAAAGUAUUGUUUUGAAAUUAUGAGUGUUAAAUGCGUCCAUCUUAGAUAAUGUAUUUCAAUUGGAGAGCUGGGAAUACUUAAAAUAUAUAAACACGUGUACUU